Molecule: messenger RNA, 588 nt
Organism: Batrachochytrium dendrobatidis JAM81
Lineage: Eukaryota; Fungi; Chytridiomycota; Chytridiomycetes; Rhizophydiales
Exons: 1
Coding region: 1-588 (195 amino acids)
Source: RefSeq, a predicted model, not a curated record
AUGAAGUUUGCUAUUUUCUCCGCUCUCUCACUCCUCUCACUUGCAGCCAGUGCAUUUGUUAUGCCCCAUGCUGACAACCGUGAUGAAGAGGAUUCCAAACUUUGGAAACGCAAUGCACCAAUGGGUGCAGGAGAUGUCACUGUCGCUACCGUUGCCACAGUGACCGAAGUUGCUACUAUUGCUACCAUUGCCACAAUCACUGAAGCUGCUACGGUCGUCAUAACUACCGAUGCUGCCACUACAACCACCGUUGCUGCUACCACUACUGCUACCGCGCCUGCUCCACCAAAAAAGAAGGGAGGAAUGGGCAAAAAGGGAAAAGGUAAAAAAGGCAGGAAAGGCAAGAAAGGAAAGAAGGGCAAAAAAGGCAUGAAAGGCAAAGGAAAGAAGGGCAAGAAAGGCAUGAAAGGCAAGAAAGGAAAGAAGGGCCGCAAAGGAAUGAAGGGCAAGAAAGGAAAGAAGACUGGAAAUGGCGGAAACGGUGGAAAUGGUGGAAACGGUGGAUCUGCCACAACUACCACUAUCGAUGUAUCAACUGCUUCUCAAACUGCACCAGCUCAGACUGCACCAGCUCAAACCACAGUAUAA